AUGAACCGUACUCAGACCACCACCACUCAAAUUCCUUACGCUGUCCUCAACCUGCGAGGUGAAGGCUCGGAGGACGAACUGACUCGAUCUCGAAACGUCGGACCUCUGAAAUACAAUGGCUCACUUGAGCAGUACGAGCAUUUCGAUGUCACUCCUGUCAUCGGUCGAGAAUUCGCCAAGGACUUGCAGCUUGUCGACAUCCUCAACGCCGACAACUCGGACGACCUGAUCCGUGACCUGGCCGUCUUGAUCUCCCGCCGAGGUGUCUGUUUCUUCAGGGACCAAGAUAUUUCCGGCGAGCAGCUUAUCCAGCUUGGUCACAAGAUCGGUCAGCUCUCUGGACGUCCCUCUGCUUCCGGACUUCAUGUACAUCCCUUGACCGAAGAUACCCCAGAGCUGGGAAGCGGGGUCUUGGCCGAGAUCUCGAGCGACAAGCAGAAGAAGGGCGGCGGGUUGAGGCAGGCGUAUGAUGACAAGUCGACUUAUGCUUGUACCGGAUGGCACUCGGAUAUCACUUUCGAGAACAACCCUUCGGACUAUGCGGCGCUCAAAAUGCACACCUUGCCCGAGACUGGUGGCGACACUAUGUGGGGUUCGGCAUACGAAGUCUACGACCGUAUCAGCCCCCCUAUUCAGAAACUCCUUGAAGGUCUUACCGCUACACACGAUGCCAACUUUUUCCACGACGAGGCUCGACGAUUGGGAAUCCCCAUUAAAGCCGUCGGCAGGGGUCAUCCCAUGAACCAGGGAGAAGACCUCCGGGCGGUUCAUCCAGUUGUGAGGACGAACCCGGUCACGGGCUGGAAAGGGUUGUUCGUAAACUAUGCGUUUACGAAGAGGAUUAACGAUGUCACGCGGGACGAGAAUGACUUCCUCAUGAAGUACUGUCACGACCUUCUCGCGCUGAACCACGAUCUUCAAGUCCGAUUCCGUUGGACGAAGAAUGCCGUCGCCAUCUGGGACAACCGAUCGACAUAUCAUACGGCGACCUACGAUUACGAUGCUAAGCGGGCGGGCGAUAGGGUCUGCUCGGUCGGAGAGAAGCCUUACUUUGACCCUAAGAGCGUCAGUAGGAAACAGGCGUUGAAGGCUGAGGGCAAGGCCUGGUAG
This is a messenger RNA of Filobasidium floriforme, 1110 nucleotides long. RefSeq names its product putative TfdA family taurine dioxygenase. The record is from RefSeq and is a predicted model, not a curated record. Gene Ontology annotation, cellular component: cytoplasm. The transcript has 6 exons. Gene Ontology annotation, molecular function: 2-oxoglutarate-dependent dioxygenase activity. Lineage: Eukaryota; Fungi; Basidiomycota; Tremellomycetes; Filobasidiales; Filobasidiaceae. Bases 1 to 1110 code for a protein of 369 amino acids.